AACGCAAAACCCUAAAGAAACACGAAAGGUUAAUGAAUAAUUGCACUGCAGGGAACUGGAUUGGGUUGUUGCAGCUGAAGCGGAGAAGCAUGGCGAUUUUGCCUUCGCUUGCAGUUCCUUCAACUCCCACGUUUCGGGUAAAGCUGUUUCAAUGCCAACCCUGCCAAUUCCACAGAUGCUCAGAAAUAUACUGUCCCCGUCUAAGAAGUUAUAAUCGAACUAGAUCAUUCAAUGUAUCAAUGGCAGAGCAUAAUGAACCCAAUGAGGUUAAGAUGAAGAUUGGAAUCAUGAGGGAGAAACUCAAAGGAACAAUACCAGUCUUUGUUCAAGAAUUUCCUUGGAAAAAAGCUGAGCAUAUAUUUCUAGAGAAACUGUUUAAUCUUGCACAAGAGGCAGGGAAAUGGUCUCUUGUUUUGUUUUUAAUUUAUAGCUUUGUGUCAGACGUUGUAUAUACGUUGUCCAUAAACCGUGAACUGAUAAUUCCUAUUGGCCUCUUUGCUGGCUGUCUUGUGGCUGAUUUCUUGAAGGAGAUAUCACAAGAAUUGUUUCAUAGAUCUGAGGAGAAGGUUUUGAAAUGGCGUCUUCUGGGAAUGUACUUCAUUUUUGUGUUUGUGAAGAUCAUGUCCUCAUGGUUUGCAACACUGCCUCGUGUAUUUCUCUUGCAUGUCGGAAGUGGGGGACUGAUGCAGGUUUUGUGGCAUUGGAGAAAUUUGAUUGAAGAUGCAAAGAACCAACAAGAAAAUAGUAACUUCUCUAAUUUGGAGACUUCGUGAUAUAUUGAUGGAACAGUUAACUGGCAGAUAAUACAGAUUGGGACAUCAUUAGGUUUCCUUUUCUACGUGCAAACUCCACUUUUUGGUUUCUGGUGUUCUUCAUGAAUAUAUCAGUAGUCAAUUCAACCCGCAGAAGAGCAAGUUAUACUUGUGCAUUACCAUUUAUAUA
Messenger RNA from Vigna angularis (adzuki bean), 942 nucleotides. RefSeq lists its product as uncharacterized. NCBI's taxonomy places the organism in Eukaryota, Viridiplantae, Streptophyta, Magnoliopsida, Fabales, Fabaceae. The coding region runs from base 33 to 773 and encodes 246 amino acids. The record is from RefSeq and is a predicted model, not a curated record. The transcript is spliced from 3 exons.